AUGGUACAGGGAGUCGCUGUUUACGAUACUAUGCAAUACGUAACAGGGGAUGUAUUUACAAUAGGCGUCGGGUUAAAUGCUUCAAUGGGAGCUUUCCUUCUACACGGGGGGACGUUUACUAAACGGGUAAUGACCCAAAACACAUCAAUUAUGAUCCACCAACCCCAUAUGUCUCCUUAUGAUCGUCGCGCCACUUCAAUAGAAUCAAGCUUCGAUUCAGAGUAUCUGGGCCUUUUGCGUUCGUAUGUUGCGCGAACUUAUUUAAGAAGAACAAAGCAAGAUUUCGAACUAAUUUGUUAUCUAUUAGAACGAGAUAUUUAUAUGACACCAGACCAAGCAGUAGAGUUUGGUCUUAUCGACGAAAUCGGCGUAGAAGGACUCGGUUUUUCAGAUACAUUAGAUACAUUGUUUAUUCAUGACGAUGCUGAUGCCCAUGAUAAUAGUUUUGCGAAUCGUGCUUUAAUGGGUUCUAAUAUGCAGCGUCAAGCAGUUCCACUUGUUCAACCUGAGAAGUGUAUUGUCGGAACUGGAUUGGAGGGUCAAGCAGCUCUAGAUUCAGGAAGUGUAGCUAUAGCUAAGCAAGGGGGAAAAAUAAAGUAUAUUGAUGGUGAAAAUAUCACCAUAACUUCAUCUGUUGCUCGAAACAAUAUAGAAACAGAAUUGAUUCUAUAUCAACGUUCUAAUAGCGAUACUUGUAUGCAUCAAAAACCCCGAGUUCGCCAAGGGGAGUAUGUAAAGAGGGGACAAAUUAUAGCAGACAGUGCAGCUACAGCAGGGGGAGAACUUUCUUUGGGAAAAAACAUCUUAGUGGCCUAUAUGCCAUGGGAAGGAUACAAUUUUGAAGAUGCAAUACUUAUUAGUGAACGUCUGGUAUAUCAAGACAUUUUUACUUCUUUCCAGAUCGUAAGAUACGAAAUUGGAGUUUAUUUUACGAACCAGGGCCCUGAAGUAAUAACUAGAGAAAUACCUCAUUUAGAUGCUUACUUACUUCGUCAUCUGGACGAAAACGGCCUUGUAAUGAUAGGAUCUUGGAUAGAAACAGGUGAUGUAUUAGUAGGUAAAUUGAUACUGGAAGCAGAAGAAGACUCACUAUUAAAUACUCCAGAAGGAAAAUUAUUACAAGCUUUAUUUGAUAUUAAGGCACCUACUGGAAAAGAAAAUUGUUUUAGAGUCCCUAAAGGUGUAAAAGGUCGAGUUAUCGAUGUGAGAUGCUUUCAGGAGUUCGAGGAAGACGAUUAUCUCGGCGAUAUUGUAGAAAAAGUUCAUGUAUAUAUUUUACAAAAACGUAAAAUACAAGUAGGCGAUAAAGUAGCUGGAAGGCAUGGUAAUAAAGGUAUUAUUUCAAAAAUUUUGCCCAGGCAAGAUAUGCCUUAUUUACAGAAUGGAACACCAGUGGACAUGGUAUUAAAUCCAUUAGGGGUACCUUCACGAAUGAAUGUAGGACAGAUCUUUGAAUGUUUGCUUGGUUUAGCAGGAAAACUAAUGAACAAACAUUACAGACUAGCACCUUUUGACGAAAGGUACGAGCGAGAAGCUUCUAGAAAACUAGUCUUCUCUGAGCUUUAUAAAGCUAGCGAGCAAACAGCUAAUCCAUGGGUAUUUGAACCUGAUCAUCCUGGAAAACAUAGAUUAAUUGAUGGAAGAACAGGAAAGGUAUUUGAACAACCUGUUACAAUAGGAAUAGCUUAUAUAUCGAAAUUGUGCCAUCAAGUUGAUGACAAAAUUCAUGCACGUUCCAGUGGACCUUAUACACUGGUUACACAACAACCUCUCAAAGGAAAAUCCCACCGAGGAGGGCAACGAGUAGGAGAAAUGGAAGUUUGGGCUUUACAAGGUUUUGGUGUUGCUUAUAUCUUACACGAGAUGCUUACUUUAAAAUCUGACCAUAUGGAUACUCGUGAAAAAAUAUUUGGUGCCAUUUUCAACGGAGAACCAAUGCCUAAACCUAGCACUCCUACAGAAUCUUUCCGAUUGCUCAGUAGAGAACUACGAUCUUUAGCUCUAGAAUUGAAUCAUACUAUUCUAUCUGAGAUAGACUUUCAGAUAGAUAAGAAGGAAGUUUGAUCAAAAUGAAUCAAAAUUUAUUUUUUAUGAGUGACCAGGAUAAACA
Molecule: messenger RNA, 2110 nt
Organism: Cryptomeria japonica (Japanese cedar)
Lineage: Eukaryota; Viridiplantae; Streptophyta; Pinopsida; Cupressales; Cupressaceae
Product: DNA-directed RNA polymerase subunit beta-like
Exons: 1
Coding region: 1-2064 (687 amino acids)
Biological process (GO): proteolysis; DNA-templated transcription
Molecular function (GO): serine-type endopeptidase activity; DNA binding; DNA-directed RNA polymerase activity
Source: RefSeq, a predicted model, not a curated record